CGUCUCUUUGCACGUUCGAUCGGAGAUAAAUUUAGCUCAGCAGACAUGCAUACGUUGUCAUUGAAUUUUAAGAUUCUUCAAUUUUAUGGAAUGUGGCGACCCUUGAUGUGGUCUUCUGGUUGGAAAAGCACAGUUUACAACUUGUACACGACGAUUAUGGUUUCGUGCUUUUAUACGUACGCCUUAACGCUGUUCGUCGACCUCGUCGUUUCAUCCGAAAAUGUCAAAGAAUUCACUCACGGUUCUUACAUGUUUCUUUCGAUACUUGCGGGCUGCGGUAAAUCUGCGAACGUUAUAAAACAACGAAAAAAAAUAAUCGAUAUAACGAACGUACUACAGAACGAUCUCUGCAGACCUCGCAAUGACGAUGAAAUCAAAAUUCAGACUGAUUGCGAACGGGAUGCUAGAUCCAACACUUUAUGGUACUCAGCCCUCGGGGGGAUAACAGUUUCUUUGAUUAUACUGAGAUCGUGUAUUGUGGAUAUACCAGAGCGUAAUAUGCUCUUCAAAAGUUGGCUUCCCUACGACGUCAAAUCUUCAGAAACAGGUUUCUUGCUCGCCUACAUCCAUCAAGUAAUUGCUCACUCAACUGGAGCUGCAAUAAAUAGCACAUUCGAUACUCUCGUGCCUGGCUUCAUGAUGGAAACUUGCGCUCAGAUAAAAAUUCUCAAAUAUCGCAUAGAAUCUUUGCCACGAAUUGUCGAAGCGAGAAGAACGCUGGGGCAUGAAACGAAUGAGGAAUCUGUACGGGAGCGUCAGUCUCUAGAGAUGGAAUUGCUCACCGAAUGCAUAAGACAUCACGUCCAAAUAUUUCAGUUGGCUGACUCUGUAAACGAAGUCUUCAGUAACGUGGUUUUUCUCCAAUUCGCUUUGAGUUCUCUCAUACUUUGUGUGAGUGCCUACGAAACAUCGGCCAUGAAGCUAUUCAGUGCUGAGUUUGCUGCUCUCAUGCUUUAUCUGUGCUGCAUGCUCGUGCAGAUAUUUGUUUAUUGUUUCUACGGUGGCGAACUGACACUUCAGAGCGUGGACAUCUGCGACGCGGUUUAUCGAAUGGAUCAAUCGCUUCUGAGUAUCAGAACGAAAAAGAGCCUCGUGAUGGUGAUGAUGAGAUCUUUGCGACCGAUCACAUUCACCUGCGGCCACAUCAUCACGGUCUCCAUCGAUUCGUUCAACCAGCUCCUUAAACUAUCGUAUUCGGUUUACAACGUUCUCCAACGAGCGUCGGAUGAGAUGGAUACGCUGUCGUUGAAUUUUAAAAUUCUUCAAAUUUAUGGUAUGUGGGGAAGCUCAUUUUGGUCGGUUGGCUGGAAAGCGAUGGUGUACAACAGUUACACCAUCGUUAUGAUCUCGUGCUUGUACUCGUUCGCUUUAUCCGAGUUCAUCGAUCUUCUUGUAUCGUCCGAAAAUGCAAAAGAAUUUGCUCAUGGCUCUUACAUGUUUCUGUCGAUAUUGGGAGGGUGCGGGAAAUGCGCGACUGUGAUAAAACAACGAAAAAAAAUUAUCGAUUUGAUGAAUAUGCUACGGAAUGAUCUGUGCAGACCACGGAAUAGCGAAGAAGUUCAAAUCCAGGCCGCUUACGAACGCGAGGCUAGACUUAUUACUUCAUGGUUCUCUACUCUUUGCGGGAUAACGGUUAUUUUAAUUACGUUAAAAUCGUUAAUUCUGGAUGUACCCGAACGCAAUACGCCCUUUAAAGGUUGGCUUCCUUACGAUCGCCAAUCUUCAGAAAUCGGUUUCUGGCUCGCAUAUUUUCAUCAACUGGUUGCUCUCUAUACUGGUGCUGCAAUCAACAGUACAUUCGAUACCCUCGUUCCUGGUUUCAUGAUGCAAACUUGUGCUCAAAUAAAAAUUCUAAAGUACCGCAUUGAAAGUUUACCACAAACGGCUGAUUCAAGGAUACUACAGCAUGAAAAGAAUCACGGAGAAUAUUUUCGGGAAUGGCAGUCUCGUGAGUCUCAAUUACUGAUAGAUUGCAUAAGGCAUCACGUCGAAAUAUUUCAAUUUGCUGAUACCCUGAACGACAUCUUUAGUAACAUAGUUUUCUUCCAAUUUGCCUUGAGCUCUCUCGUACUCUGUGUGAGUGCUUAUGAAACAUCGGGCAUGAAACUUUUCAGCGCUGAAUUUGCUGCUCUCAGCUCGUAUCUGUGCUGCAUGCUCGUACAGAUAUUUGUCUACUCUUUUUACGGGGGCGAAUUAACACUUCAGAGUGUGGACAUAUGUGAUGCCAUCUACCGAAUGGACCAAACCUUUUUGAGUAUCAAAAUCAGAAAAAAUCUGAUAAUGAUGAUGAUGCGGGCCUUACGGCCAAUUACAUUUACCUGUGGAAACGUAAUCACGGUUUCCUUAGUUUCGUUCAACAAGCUCAUUAAGCUCUCGUAUUCGGUUUACAACAUCCUCCAAUAUAGAAUGGAUAUGCUGAAAUUAAAUUUCAAAAUUCUUAUUUUCUGUGGAAUGUGGCGACCAUCGACGUGGUCCGUUGGUUCGAGAGCCGUUUUUUAUAACUGCUACACAAUACUCAUGGCCCUUUCUCUUUAUACGUUUCUUUUGUCCCAAUUGGUCGGUCUCAUUUUGACGUCUGAGAAUGCUGCAGAAUUUUCUCAUGGUUCUUACAUGUUAUUUGCUGUUAUUGCGAGCAGUGGAAAAUCUUUAACGGUGAUGAAACAACACGAGAGAAUAAUUCAUCUGAUGAAAGUGCUUCGGAAUGAUUUAUGCAGGCCUCGUGACAAGGAGGAAAUGAAAAUUCAAGCCGAUUGCGAACGUGAGGCUAGAUUCAAUACUUUCUGGUACUCUGCUCUCGGAGGGACAACAGUUUCACUGCUUACACUGAAAUCGUUGAUCGUGGAUAUACCUGAACGCACCGUACCUUUCAUAGCUUGGCACCCUUUUGAUCUGAAAACCUCAAAAGUCGGUUUCUGGCUCGCAUAUUUUCAUCAACUGGUUGCUCUCUAUACUGGCGCUGCAAUCAACAGUACAUUCGAUACCCUCGUUCCUGGUUUCAUGAUGCAAACUUGUGCUCAAAUAAAAAUUCUAAAGUACCGCAUUGAAAGUUUACCACAAACGGCUGAUUCGAGGAAACUACAGCAUGAAAAGAAUCACGGAGAAUAUCUUCGGGAACGACAGUCUCGUGAGUCUGAAUUACUAAUAGAAUGCAUAAAACAUCACGUCGAAAUAUUUCAAUUUGCUGAUACACUGAAUGAUAUCUUCAGUAACAUAGUUUUCCUCCAGUUCGCCUUGAGCUCUCUCGUGCUCUGUGUAACUGCUUAUGAAACAUCGGGCAUGAAACUUUUCAGCGCUGAAUUCGCUGCUCUCAGCUCGUAUCUGUGCUGCAUGCUCGUACAAAUAUUCAUUUACUCUUUCUACGGUGGUGAAUUAACACUUCAGAGCUUGGAUAUUUGUGAAGCCGUUUAUCGAAUGGAUCACGUUGUUUUGAGUAUCAGAAUCAAGAAGAAUCUGGUAAUGAUAAUGAUGCGGGCAUUGCGACCAAUCACAUUCACCUGUGGCAACCUCAUCACUGUGUCCCUUGUUUCGUUCAAUAAGCUCAUUAAACUUUCGUAUUCUGUUUAUAACCUUCUCCAACGAACAACAGAGUAACUAUAUCAACAUAGAUAUUAAGUAGAAUAACAUAAAUUUAAAAAAUUUCACAGAACAGCAAAACAAUAAUUUAAGUUCAACUCUGUGAGUAAUUGUUUGGA
Venturia canescens is the source of this 3692-nucleotide messenger RNA. RefSeq lists its product as uncharacterized. Gene Ontology annotation, biological process: sensory perception of smell; detection of chemical stimulus involved in sensory perception of smell. Gene Ontology annotation, cellular component: plasma membrane. The transcript is spliced from 15 exons. Gene Ontology annotation, molecular function: odorant binding; olfactory receptor activity. The record is from RefSeq and is a predicted model, not a curated record. The coding region runs from base 46 to 3591 and encodes 1181 amino acids. Lineage: Eukaryota; Metazoa; Arthropoda; Insecta; Hymenoptera; Ichneumonidae.